Messenger RNA from Paramormyrops kingsleyae, 5311 nucleotides. Lineage: Eukaryota; Metazoa; Chordata; Actinopteri; Osteoglossiformes; Mormyridae. The record is from RefSeq and is a predicted model, not a curated record.
GAAAUAUGCAAGCUUGGUGAAAAGGCAGCGGAGGGAGAUGGGAAAGGGAUUAUGGAGAAAAUAGAAGGGAGCAGCGCUGGAGUAGAAGACAGGGAAACCAAAACUAGAGUUUCCAGAUCACAGGAGAACUCUAAGAGACGGAAUGGCAAGGAUUUUGGAAGACUUGAAGGCAACAUUGCUGGUGUGGGAAGCAAGGAAGCGAUGCGGAGGGACGCACAUGCGUGUCUCUGGGAAUGAUGCCAAUGCCACUGGCGCCACCCGCCCUGUCACCAUGACGAUGCCGCUCAGCCCCCUCUCCAGUGACGAGGAACAGCAAAGGAUGCUGGGAAACAGUCAACACCUAUACCCUGGGGCAGAAGACGAGGAAGAAGAGGAAGAGGAAGAGGAGGAAGAAGACAGAGAAGAAGAUGACAGGGAUGAAGAAGGAGAAGAUGAAGAAAAUGGAGAGCUAGAAGGGGAAGAGGAAGAAGAAAUAGAUGAAGAAGAUGGAGAUGGAGGCGGGCACUCACGCAGAGGCAGGCAAUCAGGCAACAUGACUAGCCGACACCCUGGAGACAGACAGCGGCGAUCCAGCAAUCCAGGAAUCGCACCCAAUCCCUACUCCUCAAACCCAGGCAGCCACCAGCAGCCGGCCAAUCAGACGCAGCAGCAGAGGCGCCCACGUGAGCGCAGCGGCAGUAUGGUGCCAUCUGACGACACGCAGAUCUCCAUGAUGGUGUUCCGCAUCGGGAUCCCUGACAUCAAACAGACGAAGUGCCUGCGCUUUAACCCUGACGCUACCGUGUGGCGGGCCAAGCAGCAGGUGCUCUGCUCGCUCACCGAGUCACUGCGGGAUGUGCUAAACUACGGCCUCUUCCAACCCGCCACUGACGGCCACGACGCCAAGUUCCUGGAGGAAGAGCGGCUGCUGCGCGAAUACCCACAAUCCUUUGAGAAGGGGGUGCCCUAUUUGGAGUUUCGAUAUAAAACCAGGGUGUACAAGCAGACGAAUCUGGAUGAGAAACAGUUGGCGAAACUGCACACUAAGGCCAGUCUGAAGAAAUUCAUGGAUUACAUACAAAGUGGAGCCGUGGAAAAAAUGGCCAAGUUCCUGGAUAAGGGGCUUGACCCAAACUACCAUGACUCGGACAGUGGAGAGACCCCCCUAACCCUGGCUGUUCAGUCUGAACAUGGCUUUGGAGAAGGCAUUCGCGUCCUCAUUUUGGGGGGAGCACACAUUGAUUUCCGGGCUAAAGAUGGACUCACCCCCUUGCACAAGGCUGUGCGAGCCCACAACCACAUCGCAUUGUUGGCCCUCCUGUCUCUGGGAGCCUCUCCAGACUACAAAGAUCGCAGGGGCCUGACCCCGCUGUACCACUCCGUGCUCACUGGGGGCGACACCUCCUGCUGUGAAACUCUGCUGUAUCACAGAGGGAAACUGGGAGUGAGGGAUGAGAAUGGCUGGGAUGAGACUCACCAGGCUUGCCAAAAUGGUCAUUCCCAACACUUGGAGCAUCUCCUAUUUUACGGUGCUGACUCCACUUCCCAGAAUGCCUCUGGAAACACUGCCCUGCAUAUCUGUGCAUUAUAUAACAAGGAAAGCUGUGCCCGCAUUCUUCUAUACCGGGGCGCCAAUAAGGAUGCAAAAAACAACAAUGGGCAAACCCCCUUCCAGGUCGCUGUGAUGUCUGGUCACUUUGAACUGGGUGAGAUUAUUAAAAAUCACCGUGACACAGACGUAGUGCCCUUUCUUGAGUCACCCAAGUAUGCCCCCCAGAGGCGGGAAAGUACACGUACACUCAUGCUUCCACAUCCUCACCCCUUCCUUCGUGCCAACAGCGAUAACAGCAUGACGGUUCCUGAGUGGAUGGCAGUGCCCAGUACAGCGGGCAACACCGUUGUCUCUGUGCAGGGUCUCAAGCACAGUGGUACCAUCCGGAGUUCGAGCAGCCCUCGGGGGGCCCGCACUCGCUCCCCCUCCCGAGGCCGUUCUGGGGAGAAGGAGGAGCGCAGCCGCUCCAUUCGAAGCAGACCGGGGGUGGGGUCGACCGGGAGUGCCGUAACCUCCGGCAGCCAGCGAAGGCGCCUGUACAGCGCUGUCCCAGGACGGGUCUUUGUGGCCACAAGGUCAUAUUCUGCCCAGGGAGAGAGAGAAAUAAGCUUUAACAAGGGGGAUAAAGUCAAAGUGCUGAGCGUGGGUGAGGGGGGAUACUGGGAGGGUACAGUGAAGGGCCGGACUGGCUGGUUCCCGUCUGAGUGUGUGGAGGAGGUAGGAGCACGCCAGGCCAGCCGCUCAGAGAGCCGCAGUGAUAAGGCCAAGCGUCUGUUUCGCCACUACACUGUGGGAUCAUACGACAGCUUUGAGGCCCCCAGCGACUACAUCAUCAAGGAAAAGACAGUACUCCUACAGAAGAAGGACAAUGAAGGUUUUGGAUUUGUCCUGCGUGGAGCGAAAGCUCAGACACCUAUAGAGGAGUUCACACCCACACCAGCAUUCCCUGCACUGCAGUAUCUGGAAUCGGUGGAUGAAGGGGGUGUGGCCUGGAGGGCUGGUUUACGAAUGGGUGACUUUCUUAUUGAGGUGAAUGGCCAAAAUGUGGUUAAGGUGGGUCACAGACAGGUGGUCAACAUGAUCAGACAAGGGGGAAACAACCUCAUGGUCAAAGUCGUCAUGGUAACCCGCAACCCUGAUAUGGAGGACGGUGGCAGGAAAAAAAUUCCUCAGCAGAGUAAGAGGCUGAGUGCUCCUGCCAUUGCUUUGCGCUCCAAGUCCAUGACGUCAGAGCUGGAGGAGAUGGUGGACAAAGCUGCCACGCCUUGGAAAAAGAAAGAGUACGAGCCCUCGCAGGUCAACGAGAAGAAGAGGACCGUCUACCAGAUGGCCCUGAACAAACUGGAUGAGAUCUUGGCAGCGGCCCAACAGACAAUUAGUACCAAUGAGGGACCUGGGCUGCGAAGCCACGGAACCAAAAGAGACAAAACAAGGGGCCUCUUCCCUAAUGAGCCCAGCUUCGAGCAGCCAGGUUUGCCUGUGACAGGUCCCAGCUCUGGCUACGAGCGCAGCCAGCACGGUAUGAUGCUGCGACAGAAAUCCAUCGGCGUCCCAGAGGAGGAGAAACAUUACCUCCAUCCACCGGCAGUGAAGUUUGCUCGCAGUCUGUCAGUCCCUGGGCCAGAUGAUAUACCCCCACCCCCUACCACAGCUCCGCCUGAACCCCCCUUCACUGCAGGGCCUCCCUCUGGCUGGAGGAGCAAGCAGACCCAAAUGCCCACAGCGCUGGUAUCCCAGACUUCCUCAGCCACUCCCAGCUACCAGCUGUAUUCUCAGGCUGUGCAGGUCCCCCAGGCGGGUCGUGAUAGAGGUGGGGCUGGGGGCAUGGUCGGGGGCGGGGCAGGGGAUCAUGCACUGUCCUCACCUUAUCCAGCACCGCCUGCCCCUCACAUUCAGCCAGGCAGGGCUACAGUGUCUCGUAAAGGUGGGGCCAUCCCAGGGGAGGCUGGGGGCAUGGCAGGUGCUGGGGGCAGGACCGCCGGACUGAGGAGGGGCUACAGCAAUGCGGCCCCCCCUUCCACUGUGGCCGCCCCGAGUCAGCAGCAGCCCUCGAGCACACAAAACCAGGCUGCCCAGCAGGCGGGGCGGGCAGGGGCCACGGGCCCUGGGGGGGGACCCAAGGCUGGGGGCCGGAGGGCAAAGGGCUUGUUAGUGAAGCAGUCUAAGGUGGAAGACUGUACACGCGUGGGUGGCGCCCCCACCCUGGGCAAAGCCCCUGUGGAGAAGAGCUCCAUUCCAAUCCCCACCAUCAUCGUCAAGGCCCCCUCCACCAGCAGCAGCGGGCGCAGCAGCCAGGGCAGCAGCAUGGAGGCUGAGCCGCCCGCUGAGGCCGAUGCCAAGGGUGCCCCGCCCAUUUCCGCCCCGCCUCCUGUGCCCGCUCCUCCCCCACCCAUCAUCCCUCCUCCCCCUCCCCCUACCACAGCACCUCCGCCAGUGCCGCCACUACGUACCCAGGACAGCCUGGACUUCACUAGCCAGUUCGGGGCAGCUAUAGUCGGGGCAGCACGCCGGGACCGAGAGCGCCUCCAUCAGGCCCGGCGUAAAAGCACCUCCUUCUUCCUGUCGGCCGAGGAGGAGGCUAGCACAGCGGUGCGGGUCCAGGCUUCCCUGCAGCAGGAUGCGGGGACGCCCCGCCUGCGGCCCUCCAAGUCCAUCGAUGAGGGCAUGUUUAGUGUAGAUGCCCCCCAGCACACGCGCAGCAUGCCCCCCGCCUUUGGUCUACCCGAGUAUUGCACCCCUGUGCCAGGAGACUUCCAGCCACGCUCUGUGCCAACCGAUUUCUAUGGCGCUGCCAAGCCGCCGGCCACCACCUUCAUCCACCCACUAACAGGAAAGGUGCUGGACCCCACCUCGCCCCUUGGCCUGGCCCUGGCCGCCCGCGAGCGCGCUCUCAAGGAUGACAGCAGGCCCCGCAGGGAACGCACCACGGAGCACCAUCUAACACGACAGGCUUCCACCGCGGCUGCUGUUCCCGCCUCCCUGCUGUCCCGUGUGCCGUCAGCCGUCUCCGCGUCCCAAUCCUCCAGCUCCUCCUACCUCGUCACUUCCUCCUCACUGGCAGCCACCACCCCCUCUACGGGGCGGCCCCCCUCACCACGCAUCUUGAGGGGUGGGGCCGGGUGGAGUGAGGAGGCGGGGGAGAGGGAGAGGGAGGGUGGAGGACGGGAGGGGCUCAGGGUGCGCUUUUCGGAGGAUAAGACAGUCCACACACAUCAGUACCAGUCACAACACUAUCAGCCUACCUACCGAGAGAGGGAGAGAGAACGGGAGCGAGAGAGGGAGCGAGAGAGGGAGAGAGAGAGGGAGAGAGAGCGGGAGCGAGAGAGGGAACGAGAGAGGGAGAGAGAGAGGGAGAGAGAAAGGGAGCGAGAGAGGGAGAGAGAGCGGGAGAGAGAGAGAGAGGGGUACGGGAGAAGGCAUGAGCAGCCCCCCCAGCCACCUUCCCAACCGGCCCCGCGCCGCCCCUCUUUCCUGCGCAUGGAGAGUGAUGCCAGUGCCUAUAUCCUUGCCCUGACCCCUCCAUCACCUCCCCCUGCCCCCCCAGUUCAUGGGAUCAGCGGGGUCGGCAGUGGCGGUGGGCUGGCUCUCAUGGUGCUGCCUCCCCCAGCCCCCUCUGUGGAUGCCGAUGACGAGUUUGUCUUCGCUGAGCCCCUGCCGCCGCCACUGGAGUUUGCCAACAGCUUUGAUCGCAGUGCAGCGGGCAGACAGGGCUACAGCCAGUCCCAGGCCAUGCUGAUUAAUAGCCUGCAUUCCUCCCAGCAGCCCCCACCGCCACCACCC